AUGAAGACAUCCACAUUGGUUGCCCUCUCCACGGGCACGGUCGUUACAGGUUUUCUCGCAUAUGCAGUAUGGUUCGACUACAAAAGACAGUCCGACCCCGAAUUCCGAAAAGCUCUAAAAAGAGAUAACCGCCGCAUGGCCCGCGCCGCGAAGGAAGAGGCCGAGGCCCAAGGCGCUGCUCAACGGGAAGAAAUCAAGAAAGCCGUCAACGCCGCAAAGGAGGAAGGAUUCCCCACGGAUCUGGAGGAGAAAGAAGCCUACUUCAUGGGACAAGUCGCCAAGGGAGAGAGUCUUUGCGCCGAAGGUUCGGACAAUGUUGAAGCUGCUCUUGCCUUUUACAAGGCGCUCAAGGUUUAUCCUCAACCCAAGGAUUUGAUUUCGAUAUAUGAUAAGACCGUGCCCAAGGAUGUGUUGGAGGUUUUGGCGGAGAUGGUUGCUUUGGAUACAGGAUUGAAGCUUGGUUCUUUUACCGCUGAGGGUGCUGGUGCCGGCGCCGACAACCACGGCGUUGAAUAA
This is a messenger RNA of Talaromyces marneffei, 516 nucleotides long. RefSeq lists its product as uncharacterized. Gene Ontology annotation, molecular function: transmembrane protein transporter activity. Gene Ontology annotation, cellular component: mitochondrial outer membrane; mitochondrial outer membrane translocase complex. Gene Ontology annotation, biological process: tRNA import into mitochondrion; protein import into mitochondrial matrix; protein targeting. The transcript has 2 exons. The record is from RefSeq and is a predicted model, not a curated record. The coding region runs from base 1 to 516 and encodes 171 amino acids. Lineage: Eukaryota; Fungi; Ascomycota; Eurotiomycetes; Eurotiales; Trichocomaceae.